This is a messenger RNA of Hyla sarda, 2570 nucleotides long. It is a transcript of the gene JAM2, whose product is annotated as junctional adhesion molecule 2. The record is from RefSeq and is a predicted model, not a curated record. The coding region runs from base 125 to 991 and encodes 288 amino acids. Gene Ontology annotation, cellular component: cell surface; tight junction; protein complex involved in cell adhesion. Gene Ontology annotation, biological process: leukocyte tethering or rolling. The transcript is spliced from 10 exons. NCBI's taxonomy places the organism in Eukaryota, Metazoa, Chordata, Amphibia, Anura, Hylidae.
CAGCUCAGACCUCCCCGUUAGAAGCAGCAGUACUUGUGUGUUGGUCGCAUUGACUCUCAGUAGUGGCUCCUGUCCUGGAUCUGAACUCUCUGCUCUUCUGUCCUCACUUAUUCCUCUGCACAAGAUGUGGCUCCCUGCUUGGCUCCUAUUCCUGGGACACUUUGUUGCUGUUUGCUUUUGGGAUGUGUCCGCUGUAAUCGUGGAGUCUGACAACUACAAAGUGGAACAAGUUGAAUUUGGAGAGGCAACCCUCAGCUGCCGAUACCAACUAGAGAAAAAGCAAGUCAUCCGGUUAGAAUGGAAGAAGAUGGAUCUUAAUGGGGACUCCUCCAUUGUGUUCUUUAAUAACUCGCUAACAGAGGAGUUACAUAAGCGAGCGCAGAUGAUGGACUCCAGUAUCAGGAUCAUGAAUCUCAGCAGAGCAGAUUCUGGCCAAUAUCGCUGUGAAGUCAGCGCUCCUCUGGACAAGAAGAACUUUCAAGAAAUCAUCAUUAAUCUAGCUGUAUUGGUGGCUCCCAGCGUCCCAGUGUGCGACAUUCCUAGCUCCGCCACAAGCGGCAGUGCGGUGGAGCUCAAGUGUCGAGAGAAGGAAGGAAAUCCAGCAUCGGAGUACAAGUGGUUUCGGAAUGGCGUCCCCAUAGAACGAAGCGCCAAAACAACCAAUUCAACAUUUAAAGUGGAUAGAAAAACCGGCACUCUGCACUUCAAUACAGUUACAAAGGACGAUACAGGAGAAUAUUACUGCGAGGCCAGCAAUGCCAUUGGCAACCCGCAGAGGUGCCCGGCGAAGAGGAUGCAAGUUGAUGACUUGAAUUUGGCUGGAAUCAUAUCGGCGGUAGUAAUCAUCUCUCUUGUUAUUGUCUUAUGUGGCUGCGGGGUCUGCUACGCACAGAGAAGGGGGUAUUUCUCAGGUGGGAAAUCGAAGAAGGAACAUAAUUCGGCAACACAGGCAGAAAAUGAUUUCAAGCACACAAAGUCCUUUGUGAUUUGAGAUGAUUAUGUUUUUGGGUUUGUUUUUCUUUCUUGUUUUUUUCGGCGAUGGCGGCCAUUCUAGAUACUAUCUUCCCUGGAUGGCACUCUCCAUUGACUUGCAAAAACGUGUUCUUUUUUUUUUUUUACAUGAAAGAAAUGUAAUCGACCAUAUUUUGAGAAGAAAACAGGAUUUUCUUUUGUGCAUUAAAUCUGGAUCGGGGACGUAGUUCAGCUGUAGCCUGUUGAGUCUCUUCCUACCGAGGCCGCAGCCAUUAUGACAGCGAAAGGAUAUUACGCCGUCUCUUGGAAACGUAUCUGCCGGGAACGACAUUCACAGCGUGUAUUGUUCUAGUAGCUAUUUUUACACAUGCUAAACAGUGCAUGAAUGUUAAAGGAACUGUCGUACGUGUAUAUAAAGCAAUUUAUUGCUAUAUCGUAUUGUGUGGCCUAACAUAGAACAGACCCUCUGUGUCAGAUGUGUAGUAAUGUUAACCCUUUCGAAUGAAAAAUUAUUUUUUCAUAGGCAAUUUACUAGAAAAGAAGACGUUAUUUACAUUUAGUUCUAUAUAGUCUAUAUAUAGCUGUAAGGUAUUGGAAAGUGCUGCAUAGACAAUGGGCCGAAGUAAAAGAAUUCCUCAUAUCCCAGAACCAGAGGCAUAACCAAAAGACACCCCCCGGGCCAUGAUAGAAUCGGGGGACGUCUAUGGGGCAGAGGGGCGCCCGUCCUAGUCGUUACAAAAGAAAACCAGUCAUAGCAUUGGUUGCUUUGGGACUCUGCUCCACAUUUUCUGCUCUAGUUAGAUAUAAGGCUAUGUUCAUACAAUAUUUUAAAUAUGCAUUUCCACCUGCAAUCCGCAAAAAAAGAAAUAAAAUAAAGUAUAAUUGCAGCUGCAUUUUUGCAGAUUGUGGACAACAAUAGAAUACGUAAAAUAAGUAGCGGAAUUUUACAGUGAAGUAAAAAAAGUGAACAUACUCCCAUUGGUGUAUUGGGCAUUAGGCUAUGUUUACACAGUGUUAAAUUGUGUAUAUAUAUAUAUAUAUAUAUAUAUAUAUAUAUAUAUAUAUAUAUAAUGUAUGUAAAACACAUUUUUGCGGACUGCGGUUGAGGAUGCAUUUAUAAAAUAAAAUACAUAGCUGAAUUUCCAGAGUGGUUCCGACCUAUAAACUUAGCAACAGAAUCCCAUUGAGGUCAAUGGUAGGCAGCUGCAAGCGGAAUCCAUGUGGAAUUUACAUAGUGUGAAUGAGCCUUUAUGCUCCAGUGGGAGACGUAAUAAAAAAUUUUUUUUUUUUAAACUGUCUGUUGCCCAUAGCAACUACUCAGCGUUCAGCUUUGAUUUCAACUAAGCAGUUUAGGAAAUGAAAGCUGAGCUCUGUCUGGUUGCUAUAGGCAACCAGAAUUUUUUUUAGCACCAGUGUUCGCAAAAUUUUGUUUUUAUCAUUCAAAAUUUGUAACAGGCCCCCACCUACUCAUUAAAGCCCGAUAAUGUAAAGAAUUCCCGGCACUCGCUGAAUAUUAUGCAAAUAGUAGCAUGUUUUAUUCACACAAUGUGGAUAACAACUCACAAGUAUUGACGCGUUUCGGCCAAUGCCUUUCUCAG